Messenger RNA from Cordyceps militaris CM01, 204 nucleotides. RefSeq lists its product as uncharacterized. NCBI's taxonomy places the organism in Eukaryota, Fungi, Ascomycota, Sordariomycetes, Hypocreales, Cordycipitaceae. The transcript has a single exon. The record is from RefSeq and is a predicted model, not a curated record. The coding region runs from base 1 to 204 and encodes 67 amino acids.
AUGGAUGCAAAACGGUCCAUUCGCCUUGUACGCAAUUGGCAUGCACGCAGUCGCCAUCCAGACCAAGGCCACACCCCCCCCUGCAUCGCCAAAGGAACGCCCCCCUCCUCCCCGCUGGGGAACAAGAGCAGCGAUGGAACGGCACCUGAAGCCGCACACCUCGUCGACGGUGGAGUCGAUGGGAGCGCGAUGCGGUCUCGAUGA